AAAUUAAAAGUAUUCCUAGUGUAGCGAGAAUUGUGAGAAAAUUAAAAAGUGAAAGUGAAAAAUUGAGUUACCAAGCAACUGAUAUUUACACCUUACUCGUAGGUAGCUCGAAAAAUGAUAAUUAUGAUUUGUGAAAUGAAAAAUUGCAGGCUAAAUCAAAGUCUAGUAAAAUGGCUGUGACAGAUGGACAAAGAGACACGCAAGUGAUCGAAGUGAUAGAGUUUCAUUCCACAAAGAAGAAAAUCUAAAAACGCACGCACAGUCUUUAGAUCCCGAUCACGGCUAUCAAGCGGGAUUUUAUGAAAAUAUUCUCAAUUUUUUCACCAAACCGAUAUGGUAUAAAAUUAAAAAGCCAAAACAAAAAUUGGUUUAGCGUAUUAUUUCUUACACUGAGAUUAUGAUGUCCGGACAUCUAGUAAAAAUUAACUUAAGUUAUGAGGUGUUACGGACUUACUUUGUAGUGUUUAUGAUCCUGUCCGUGGCAGCUGUGGAAUUUUCUAGAGAAGCCGAAGGUCAUCCAGUUGGAUUGCUUCCCGAUUGUCCAAAUUCCGAUAAACCUGCAGCCAUAAAACCAAAAAGCCUAAAGAAGCUCUUCGUAACAGUAAUGAACAAGGAAUACAGACUAACGAAAUCGUACGACUAUUACCACAUAAGGAGCCUAGCAAAGAACCAGGAUGUAGACUUUAGUAAGAAGACGUUACUAUACUGUGGCGGUUACCUGGAUUCCAAUAGUUGGCCCUUUGGGAGAGUAUUAGGGGAGCUGUAUAAGGAUCUGGGAUAUAAUGUACUCCUGUUGGACACUUUGGAGUUUACAGCGCGGUUAUAUCCACAAGCCACACGAGUAAUACGACCAAUCGGCAAACACGUAGCAGAAAUGUUAGUAAAGCUAAGAGCACACGGCCUUGACCCAAAAAAGCUUGAGCUCGUCGGCCUUAGCCUGGGCGCCCACACCAUGAGCUUCAUUGCCAAAAACUACCGACUUUUAACUGGACAAAACAUCUCCUCACUCACUGCCCUAGAUGCUGCCGGGCCUUGCUUUAGACAAGCACCUUCAAACCAAAGACUUGACCCUUCCGACGCAGACUUCGUCCUAGCCAUUGUCACAAACAUGGACGGCUUUGGCAUCGAGCUUCCUGUUGGUCAUGUCAUAUUCUACGCCAAUGGAGGCGAAUAUCAGCCAGGAGACAUACCUUGGCUACCCUGCGACGUCUUUUGCAGUCACAUCAGAGGAUAUAUACUUUGGCUAUCAGCUUUAUUCAAUCCUGGUACUUUCAUUGGCGUACGCUGCGAUACAAUACAACAGGUCAGAGAUGGGGAGUGCUACCAUAUAAAGCCAAUGGUUACUAAUACGUUAGAUUUGUAUACUGAUAGAAGUAAACCAGGAAUGUAUUAUCUUCGGACUACUAAUGUGUACCCGUAUGCUUUGGGGAAGAAAGGAUUGAAGAAGCCAAAGCCAGGGGAAUUUCGUAUUUCAAAAUCUUUAUUAGGUGAUAUUUUUUUAGUGAAAUAGGACAAAUUAAUGAGAAGUGCUAAGUAUGAACGAUAUAAUAAUAUCUGAUAUUAAUUUGAUAUCGUUAUGACUGCUACGACUGUUGCUACUGCUGCUUGAAAGUAAACGAAGGAUACACAUACAUACAUACAUACAAUCACGCCUGUAUCCCAUAAAGAGGUAAGCAGAGCACAUGAAACUACUAAAGCUUCAGUGCCACUCUUGG
Molecule: messenger RNA, 1715 nt
Organism: Leguminivora glycinivorella
Lineage: Eukaryota; Metazoa; Arthropoda; Insecta; Lepidoptera; Tortricidae
Product: phospholipase A1 member A-like
Exons: 3
Coding region: 398-1510 (370 amino acids)
Molecular function (GO): lipase activity
Source: RefSeq, a predicted model, not a curated record